GUAUGCGUAGGAGAGAGUAUGUUUCCCAUUAGUCUCAUCAUCUACACUUAUACUCCUACUUCACUAUGGAUACCUGAAAAUCAUACAAUUCCUUUAACUUAACAAUCUUUGCUUAUAUCACCGAAAAUGGACACCACCCGUUUGACUUUAAUGAAAGCAAUUUUAUGCUAGCAUCAUUUCAAAAGCAAAGUGAUGCACUGAAUGAUCACGUAAACUGCAUCAAGUUCACAUCUCAGAUCGGAGCCAGCCAUGGGGAAAGGCUAUUACAUCAGCAAACAUGUGGCCUCUGCAGCAAUGGCACUGGCCGCAAUAGCCUUGGUGACCAUCAUUGCGUUAUCCAUUGUUUACAAUCGAGAAAAGGCCAAAAAUGCAGCAACAUUUUAUGAUAUAACCACAUCAUCAGUACCACCCACUCCAAAGACUUCAAAUGAACCCUGGGAUAAAUACAGGCUGCCUGAUACUUUGUCUCCUCAGUACUACAAUGUGACUCUUUGGCCCCGUCUGGUGAUGGACGCCAGCGGAAUGUACAUUUUCACAGGGAACUCUGGAGUGAUGUUUACUUGCAUGACGAAGACAGACUUGAUAUUAAUUCACUCCAACAAGCUAAACUUGACUCUCUUCAAGGGUAACCAUGCUAAGCUACUGGGUUUGGGUGGUGUAACAGCUCCAGCCAUAAAAAAAUCCUGGUUUCAGACAACAACGCAUUAUUUGGUGAUUCAGCUGGAGGAAAAACUGAAACCUGGAAAGCAAUACUGGCUCUAUACAGAAUUCAGAGGAGAGCUUGCUGAUGACCUGGAGGGUUUCUACAGGAGUGAAUACAUGGAAGAUGACACAAAAAAAAUUAUUGCCAUCACUCAGAUGCAGGCCACCUAUGCUAGAAAAGCUUUCCCCUGUUUCGACGAACCUGGCAUGAAGGCUGUGUUUCAUAUUACUCUCAUUCAUGAUAUAGGAACGGUUGCCCUGUCAAACAGUCAAGAAAUUAAGACAGAAAAUGUCACCAUCGAUGGAACUACCGUUACCAGAACUAUUUUUGAGCCCACAAAGAGGAUGUCAACUUAUCUUGUUGCAUUUUUUGUCAGUGAUUUUACAUACAUCCAUGAUGCAGACAACAAGGGUGUUUUGGUUAGAAUAUGGGCACGGAAAAAAGCCAUCUCAGAGGGACAAGGAAACUAUGCACUCACCAUCACCCAGUCAAUAUUGGAGUUCUUCGAGAAGUACUACAACACAAGCUAUCCACUUUCUAAGUCAGAUCAGAUUGCUCUGCCUGACUUCAAAUCUGGUGCCAUGGAAAACUGGGGUCUUGUCACUUACAGAGAGACGGCCCUUCUAUAUGACCCCAAGACAUCUGCCAAUGGCAAUAAACAGAGGAUUGUGACUGUGGUUUCUCACGAGCUGGCUCACAUGUGGUUUGGAAACCUUGUGACGCUGAAAUGGUGGAAUGAUCUCUGGCUGAACGAAGGGUUUGCUUCAUAUGUGGAGUAUCUGGGCGCUAAUCAUGCAGAGCCCACCUGGAACAUUAAAGACCAGAUCAUUCUGUAUGAUCUGCAAAGAGCAUUUUCAGUGGACAGUCUGGCCUCCUCUCAUCCCCUCUCUCGGAAGGAAGAAGAGGUCAACACCCCCUCAGAAAUUAGCGAAAUGUUCAACACCAUAUCCUACAGCAAGGGAGCUGCAGUGCUUAGAAUGCUCUCAGAAUUCCUGACAGAGACUGUGUUUGCCAAGGGACUGAGUAGUUAUCUGAAGCAGUUUGCUUUUGGAAGCUCUGUGCAUUCAGAUCUUUGGGAUCAUCUUCAAAAGGCCGUUGAUCAAACUCCAGAGGUGAAACUACCAUUUAGUGUUCAUGACAUCAUGAACCGCUGGAUUCUACAGAUGGGUUUCCCUGUAGUCACCAUUGACACUCAAACAGGGAACGUCAGCCAAAAACACUUUCUGUUCGAGCCAGAAGCAGUAGUGGACAGGAAAUCUGAAUUCAAUUAUGAAUGGUUUGUGCCAAUCACAUGGAUGAAAAAAGAUCGAGUACUAGAUCAACUGUGGCUUCAACAGAAAUCAGCCAUACACAAACCUAUGAAAGUCAGCAAAAAUGAAUGGGUGCUUGCCAACCUCCAAGUGUCUGGAUACUUCAGAGUGAAUUAUGACCUUGGGAACUGGGAGCGUCUUCUCAUGCAGCUAGAAUCAAACCACCAGAUGAUACCAGUGCUUAACAGAGCUCAGAUUUUGGAUGAUGCAUUUAAUUUAGCAAGAGCAUCCAUCAUAAACAUAACACUCGCCCUGAGAACAACUAAAUAUCUUUUGCAUGAGCGGGAAUACAUUCCAUGGGAGGCGGCCUUGAGAAACCUCAACUAUUUUUUCCAACUGUUUGAUCGCAGUGAAGUUUAUGGUGCCAUGCAUGCUUAUCUCAAGAAACAAGUCAAACCUCUCUUUGAGAAUUUCAGAGCUAUCACCUCAAACUGGACAACGGUGCCCUCUGGCCACACUGAUCAGUUCACACAAAUCAUUGCACUGUCACUAGCUUGCAGAACUGGUGUGGAGGGAUGCAGAGAUCUAACUAAGAGCUGGUUCAGAAGAUGGAUGCAGAAUCCUGAUAGCAACACGAUCCAUCCCAACCUGAGGUCUACAGUGUACUGUAAUGCCAUUGCUGCAGGCAGCGCAGAGGAGUGGAACUUUGGCUGGCAGAUGUUCCAGAAGGCCACAAUUGCAGCUGAAGCUGUGAAACUCAGAUCAGCUCUGGCCUGCACCGAAUUGCCCUGGUUACUCAACAGGUACCUGGAAUAUACAAUUAACCCAGAAAAGAUACGAAAGCAAGAUGCCACUUCUACCAUAGGGUACAUUGCCAGUAACGUUGUUGGCCAGCCUUUAGCAUGGGACUUUGUUCGGGCUAAUUGGGACUAUAUUUUCAAAGUGUAUGGCACUGGAUCAUUCACUUUCUCAAGACUAAUUAGUGACAUCACCAACAGAUUCAGCACACCGUUUGAGCUAAAUCAGCUGAAACGGUUCCAAAUAGAUUACGCUGAGACCGGAUUUGGCUCGGGAACUCAAGCCCUGCAACAGGCCAUCGAGAAGACAACAGCCAAGAUUAAGUGGCUGGCAGAAAACAAGGAACCAGUGCUGCAGUGGUUCAUCUCAGAAUCCACGUAACUUCAUGUCCAUGCGGAUCAGAGGGAUCAGAAUCAGUUUGGUGUCACUUCUGUCAUUUUGGCUGGAUGAAGUUAAAGGAAUAGUUCACCCAAAAAUGAAAAUUCUCUCAUCAUUUACUCACCCUCAUGCCAUCCCAGAUGACUUUCUUUUUUCUGAUGAACAAAAUUUUAAGAAGUACUGUAUAUCUAAGCUCUCUGGUCUGGCCAACAUUCACUUGCAUUGUAAAGAUUCUUCAGAAAAAUUCUUCAGAAUACCUUUAUUUGUGUUCUGCAGAAGACAGAAAGGCAUACACAUCUGGGAUGGCUUGAGGGUGAGUAAAUAAGUAUGGGAAUUUUCAUUUUGGGUUGAACUAUCCCUUUAAAUUCAAAUUAAAGUUCACCCAAAAAUGAAAAUGUUAUUUUCAUUUACUCACCCUCAUGUCCUUCCCAACCAGUAUUGUUUUCUGUAUUUCUUUCUUUUUCCAUGAAACUCAAAAGGAGAUAUUACUCUAUGUAAGCAUACAGUGAUCAGGAGCUGUUAAGAUAAAUAAAAAGACAAAGAAGCACCAUAAAAGUAGUUCAUACGACAAGUGUGGUACAUUAUAAUUCUUCUGGAGCUCUAGACUGGUUACCCACAGAAGGGUUGAGCCUGGACAGUACCUGAAUGGGAGUCCUCCUGGGAAAAACUAUGGUUGCUGCUGGUAGAUGUGUUAGUGAGGCCAGCAAGGGGUGCUCACUCUGCGGUCUGUGUGGGUCCUAACACCCCAGUACAGUGACAUGGAAACUAUACUGUAAAAAACACUGUCAUUCAUAUGAGGUCCUAACUCUCUGUGGUCACUUGAAAUCCCAGGGCACUUCUCGCAAAGAGUAGGGGUAUAACCACAGUGUCCUGGCCAAAUUUAAGUCGUUAUUCAAUGAAAAUCUUCACCACUGUAGUUUUCAAUAAUGCCAAACACUAUUGGUUCUCACGUGUCUCUUAAUGCACCAAAAUUGAAUGUUUGGAUGCAUUAAGAAAAUUAAUAAAUGAUAACAGAAUUUUCCAGUAUUGCUAUAAACUGAGAUCUGCUUUUCUUUGAGUGUAUUGUAGUAUCUGAUCCUUUAACUCGUUAGAAAAUUCAUCCUGUAAUGUGGCUGUAUAAAAAAUAAAUAAAUUCUUGCUUAAUUCAUUUAGCAGAUACUUUUAUCUAAAGGCUAGUUAAAGCACAUAUAUCACAAGAACUGUCCUUUUGGACCAACCUGCUGUUGGGUAUCCAUUGCUCCAGCUACAUCCUGAUAGUUCAUGGGUUGCCCUUUUAUGGUUUGAACUUUUUUUGACUUAUCCACAUUACCCUAAUGCAGAUAAGGGCUAAAGUCUAUGAAAGACUACAAAGUCUACAAAGACUAUGCAAAAUACACUGACAAUGGAUCUCUUUAGUAUUUUAAGAGCAGUGAGCCUGUUUCAUAAUUGUAUGCAUUUGUGUAUAAUUAUCUUUAUUAUUUUACCUUGCUAUUGUUGUUGUGGUGAUAUCAUAUGCUUAUAUGCCACUGUUACAUAGUAGCCUGCAAGACAAGUAGGCCUUGUAGAAAUACAAUUUUCUAUGAUUUUAUUUUUUUUGUACAUGUGCUUUUACAUUUGUCAUUUUGUUGUUCCUGUUGAAUAAAUGUACAAGUUUUG
Molecule: messenger RNA, 4764 nt
Organism: Xyrauchen texanus (razorback sucker)
Lineage: Eukaryota; Metazoa; Chordata; Actinopteri; Cypriniformes; Catostomidae
Product: aminopeptidase N-like
Exons: 21
Coding region: 250-3132 (960 amino acids)
Biological process (GO): proteolysis; peptide catabolic process
Cellular component (GO): cytoplasm
Molecular function (GO): peptide binding; zinc ion binding; metalloaminopeptidase activity
Source: RefSeq, a predicted model, not a curated record